Messenger RNA from Lucilia cuprina (Australian sheep blowfly), 2584 nucleotides. RefSeq names its product probable 4-coumarate--CoA ligase 1. Gene Ontology annotation, molecular function: long-chain fatty acid-CoA ligase activity. The coding region runs from base 125 to 1750 and encodes 541 amino acids. The transcript has 6 exons. Gene Ontology annotation, biological process: fatty-acyl-CoA biosynthetic process; long-chain fatty acid metabolic process. The record is from RefSeq and is a predicted model, not a curated record. Lineage: Eukaryota; Metazoa; Arthropoda; Insecta; Diptera; Calliphoridae.
GUGGUAAAUUUGAUGAAAACUUACACAUCAGCUUUAAAGGUGAUACAUCAUCUUGAUAUUCUCUAUCGUGAUCUUCAUAAACAUCUUUUAAAGAAACUUUUAAACAAUAAAGAACUGAUUGAUAAUGGUUUUAACAAAUCAAACUACUUACGAUAAAGUUAAUAAAAUAUGGUGCGGUAAAAAGACACAAUCACGUUUUGGUCCGGAAUCGUCUGUGGGUUCAGUGAUUUAUGAAAGUUUACAAAAAGAUCCAGAUCAUAUAGCACAGAUUUGUUAUCCCUCGGAUAAAAAAUACACUAAUAAAGAUAUAUUAACAUUAUCCAUACGUGUUGCUCAACAUUUGGAACGACUGAAACUUAAACAAACUGAAGUAAUUGGUAUUUGUGCGGGUAAUAGUGAUUUUCUAGCUCCUCUAGUAUUUGGUUGUAUGUUUAGAGGUUUAACUAUCAGCACUUUAGAUCCAAGUUUUGAUAAAGAUGGCAUUAAACAUAUUUAUUCAAUUACAAAACCAAAAAUUAUGUUUUGUGAUGGUUCGGCUUAUCAGAAAGUGAAAGAAUCAUUUGCUGAAUGUGGUUUGACCUCAAAAAUUGUUACAGUACGCGAUCACAUUGAAGGUGUUCCUAGUUUGGAUCGAUUUUUAAAUGAAACUGGAAAUGAAAAUUAUUUUAAAUGUGUGGAAUUAGAAGACGGUUAUGAUCAAACGGCUGUAAUUAUUUGUUCAUCCGGUACAACGGGUCUGCCCAAGGGUGUAUGUGAAUCUCAUGCCAGUAUCUUAAACACGCUCAAACUACCUCCUAGUGGCAGUAUACUUUCCUUUAGUUCCAUUUACUGGAUAUCUGGCAUAUUUGCUCUCAUUACCGGCACCAUUGAGAAUAUGACACGUGUUAUUAGUUAUCAAUCUUAUAAUGCUGAAGAUGCUCUAGAGAUGAUUAAACGUUAUAAUAUUGAACUAUUUCUGGGACCACCAAAUCAAUUGGCUUUGAUGUUAGCUUCGCCGAAAUUCGACAAAGACUAUUUGGCAAGUGUAAAAUUAUAUUUUAUGCUAGGUAGUCCAUUGCCCUUCCAAUUGGUGGGAAAAUUAAAAUCAUACAUACCGGAUGCUUCCAUAUAUGUGGGCUAUGGCAUGAGUGAAACCUGUGGCGGUAUUGCGGGAGGAAUAGCUAUUAGCAAACGUAAUUGUGGACAGUUAUUUGAUAAUAUAGAAAUAAAAAUAAUCGAUGAAAAUGGUAGACACGAGGGGGAGUUGGUAGUUGGUGAAAUAUGUGCUCGCACUCAGUAUAAAUGGUCGGGUUAUUAUGGCAAUCCUCAGGCAACAUCUGAAAUAUAUGACUCAGAACGUUGGGUACACACUGGAGAUCUCGGCUAUGUAGACAAUGGUUGUGUUUUUGUGGUCGAUCGCAAAAAGGAUAUUCUAAAGUACAACAACUUCCAUUUCUUUCCCAAUGAAAUUGAAAAUGUUAUAAUGGGACUACCAGAUGUUGUUGAGGUAUGUGUUUGUGGUAUUCCCGAUGUUGUAACAAAUAAUUUGCCAGCUGCUGCCGUUGUUAAGACUGCCAAUAGUACUUUAACAGAAGAACAGGUCUAUAAACAUGUCACUGUGUUGGCACAUUAUAAACAUUUGCGUGGUGGAGUUUAUUUCGUUGAGCAACUUCCGAAAACAAUAUCGGGCAAAGUACUUCGUCGUAAAGUAACGGAAUUGUGUACGGAGCUGUAUAGAGCAAAAAAUCCAUCAGCAGAAAAUGAUUUUUAAUGCAAGUUUGUGAUAUAAUGUGAAAAUUGUAAGUAAAUUUUACAAAUAAUUAACUGUGUCUAGAUACGUUUAUAUAUAUUUUUAACUAAUCAAGAUUUAUUGAUGUAAAACUGUUAAAUAUAAAUGUUCAUUUUUUAUCUUUAUUAAAAAUCUGGAUAGGUGAAUAGUUAAAAUGUCAGGUUUGUGUUAUAUAUAGGCUAGACUUAAGAUGUUUCUAAAUUAAUUUAAAUUUUAUUUUAUUGAAUUAGUAACCCAGAUGUGCAAUCCAAAUCGAAUUCUAAGAGACCAAACUUAUUUAAAUCAGUUUACUGUGAACAAUGCUAUAAACAUUUAUAGAAAUUUGUAUUUGUUUCGCCAAUGUGACAAUCUAGGGAAAAUAUCUUUAGAUUUGUUGCAUGUGACAUAAUUUUAAAAUAAUAAUCUAAAAAAGUAAUAGUUAUAUAAAAAGCAACUUCAAAAAAAUAAUUGAUAUAUGGCAACUCUCAAUAUAGUGUUUUUUCCAACUAGAAAUAAUUUAUAACUUUAUAAAUCCAAAAUAUCUUGAAUCGGUAAUUGUUAUAACAAUAAAAAAAGUAUUUUUAAAAAGAAAUGGUUUGGCAACUCUGCCAAAAUUAGUUUUUCAACAACUAGAACCAAUUACCAAUCAUAUGACACCGAUAUCAAUCAUUUCAGUAUAAAUGAUGGCAAAAAAAAUUUAAAUCGCUGACUUAGCAACCUUUUCGAAAUAAGUUUUAAAAAAUCCAGUAAUAAUUUCCUAACAUACGGGUACAAAAUUGUUUAAAUCGGUUCAGGAUAUAGUAAUUUAUAGAAAACUUUAAAAUUAUAUCAACAAAA